AUGACAGCACGUUCAAUUUUACAAGUUUUUGAUCAGUAUCAAAAAGCCCGUUUAUUUUUCGUUCAAUCUGUUGCGGAUUUUGCCUCAAGACCGAACAAUGUAGAAUGUUUAAAAGCUGCUGGAGCUUUGGAUCUUUUAUGUCCUUUACUGACAGAUCUUGUACCAUCUAUUCGAUACAUGGCAGCUGUAGCUUUAGGGAAAAUUGCAAAUAAUAAUCAUAGACUGGCUCAAACUAUCAUAAGAAAGGAUGUCUUACCUCAAUUAUUGAAGAAUAUUGAUAAACAAAAUAAAUUUUAUAAAAAAGCAGCACUGUUUGUUGUACGUGCAAUAGCUAAGCAUUCUCCAGAACUAGCAUCUAUAGUGAUUCAAAACAAUGGAUUAGAUAUUGUUAUACUUUGCUUAGAAGAUUUUGAUGCUAUUGUCAAAGAAUCUGCUGCCUGGGCAUUAGGAUAUAUUGCCAGGCAUAAUAAAACUUUAGCUCAAGCUACUAUUGAUGCAGGUGCUGUGCCCCUUUUGGUUCUGUGUUUACAAGAACCUGAAUUAUUUGUAAAACAAGUUGCUGCAUCUGCUCUUUGCGAUAUAAGUAAGCAUGAUAAAGAUCUUGCUGAGAUUGUUGUUGAUGCAGGAGCAAUUCCCUUUCUUGCAAAAGGACUGUCUAACCCUGAUACCAAGUUAAAGCGUCAAGUCCUUUCUGCAUUGAGCAGCAUAGCAAAACAUUCUGUAAAUCUGGCAGAAUCUGUUAUCGAAGCUGAAGUUUUUCCUGAUGUUCUUGUACACAUGGCACAUCCUGAUGAAUGUGUUGUUAAAAUGGCAGCAGUACUAACCAGAGAAAUUUGCAAGCAUUCGUUAGAAAUGGCUCAGCUCAUUGUAAAUAUCGGUGGUAUCGGUGCACUAAUUGAAUUAAUUAAUAUAUCAAAAUUACCAGUAAAAUUACCAGCAAUAAUGGCAAUUGGAUAUAUUGCUGGACACUCUGAUCAGUUAGCCAUUGCAGUUAUAGGAUCUAAAGGAAUUAUUCACUUAUCUACUGUAUUACACGAAGAAAAGGAUGACCGUUUGUUUGCCAUUACUGUGUGGGCGAUUGGUCAAAUUGGGAAACAUACACCAGAACAUGCAAAAGCAAUUGCAGUAGCCAACAUUCUCCCAAAGUUAUUAGAACUUUAUAAUGAUCCAAGCAGCUCUGAAGAUCUCAAAUUAAAAUGUAAUACAACACUGAAGCAAGUAUUACAGAGAUGCAUGUAUAUCGAAGCCUUGGAACCUUUAUUACACGAUUCACCACCUAACAUAUUAAAAUAUGUGCUUGGACAGUUUAGUAAGGUUUUGCCUAACGAUGCCAGGGCAAGAAGAUUAUUUGUAACAUCCGGUGGUUUAAAGAAAGUCCAGGAAAUUGAGGCAGAUCCUGAUUCAACACUUUUAGAAUAUAUACAAAUUAUCAAUUGCUGUUUUCCAGAAGAAAUUGUCAGAUAUUAUUCUCCUGGAUAUCCGGAUAGUCUCUUGGAAGCGGUUGAGCAGUAUCAACCGAAAUGUCCUUCUCUGUUUGCUAUGGAAGAACAUUUGUUUUCUGAUACUGAUUCUAAAGAUUCUCUAUCUAUUCAUCAUGAAGAUGGUUAA
Molecule: messenger RNA, 1608 nt
Organism: Colletes gigas
Lineage: Eukaryota; Metazoa; Arthropoda; Insecta; Hymenoptera; Colletidae
Product: sperm-associated antigen 6-like
Exons: 10
Coding region: 1-1608 (535 amino acids)
Biological process (GO): cilium movement
Cellular component (GO): microtubule cytoskeleton
Molecular function (GO): microtubule binding
Source: RefSeq, a predicted model, not a curated record